Molecule: messenger RNA, 523 nt
Organism: Notodromas monacha
Lineage: Eukaryota; Metazoa; Arthropoda; Ostracoda; Podocopida; Cyprididae
Source: the annotation of a GenBank genome assembly
UUUCGACUAAGUUCAAGCCCUUGUACUCUAAUCAAUCAACAUUGUGUCACGAACUCCAGUCGCUGAAAGUGUGUUCAAAAAGGGAUCUGUGAACAGCGUCGCGCUUCCGCCCGCAUCCCACCGAAGCAACAUGGACGACUUUGCAGUCACUCGCCUCCGAUCCAAGCGCCUCAAAUUCCGGAGCCACUAUGACGAAGACAAGGCGCUGUGCUAUGCAAAAUUUUGGCAGGAACCGCCUCCGACGCUGAUUUCCCGCAUCAUUGACUAUCUUCGUGAAGAGGUCAACCACGAAUUUUGCAAAUGUCCACUCUUUUUUGGGUCCACGCCACCCCCUUCCCUCUUGAAUCGGGAUGCGAUCGAAACCCACACGCCGAACCCCGCCGUGCCCGCCCACGUCAUGAUUUCAAUCCGAACUCCCUUGCGGAUGCGAGCAAUUUCCUCGCGGCAAACACGUGCCCUGCUUGCACACGCUUCCACGACGAAUAUCUUCACUAACCUCGACGAGCACGGGAUGUUUGAUUAA